UGUAUGCUUGUUUAAACACAAGCUGUUCCUCAAGUAAACCACAACUGGGUCCAGAACUGAGCAAGAGCAUUGAAGCUUUCAAAGGUGCGUCAAGGGCCCAUUACGAACUGAUCCUGGACUGCUAUGGAUUUUAGCACCAUUGGAGUGACUCUCAUUGCCUUUCUACUGACUGUGCUGCUGCUUGUGCGCUCUUGGAAGAGUAAGCUGAUAUACCGCAAGCUCCCCCCAGGUCCUCCCGCUCUCCCAUUCCUAGGGAAUGCCUUGCAGAUAGACAAGAGAGCCCCUGAUCAAUCUCUGAUGAAGUUGGCCAAGAAAUAUGGUUCUGUGUUCACUGUCUGGCUUGGACCACGUCCUGCAGUGGUGUUGUGUGGCUAUGAAACCGUGAAGGAAGCUUUAGUCAAUCGAGCAGAUGAUUUUGGAGCCAGAGGAACAGUCCCAUCAAUCAGGAAGGUCACAAAUGGAUAUGGUAUCGCCAGCAGCAAUGGGCACCGCUCACUGCAGCUACGGAACUUUGCUGUCAAGACGCUGAGAAAUUUCGGGAGAGGGUCCAAGACACUAGAGAGUUUCAUCCAGCAAGAGGCAGAGUGCCUGGUGGAGGUCUUCCGAAGAACUGAAGGGUUGGCCUUUGACCCCACAUUCCAGCUGACCUGCGCCACCGCAAACAUAAUGUGUGCCGUUGUCUUUGGGAACCGGUUCGAAUACACAGAUAAGAAUCUGCUCACUCUGUUGGACAUGAUCACAGAAAACAUGAGAGUCAUUAGCAGCCCCUGGGGGCAGCUGUACGAUUUGCUUCCCAGCGUUUUGGAUCAUCUCCCAGGCCCUCACAACAGGCUUUUCAAAAACGCAGCUAAAAUAAAAGAUUUCCUGAGAGAAAUGAUCCAAAAUCACAAAGACGCACGCACCAAAGACAGGCCCUGGGAUUUCACUGCCAGUUUCCUCGCUAAAAUGGAAGAGGAGGAAGACAACCCCGAAACUGAAUUCAAUGAUGAGAACCUUCUUCUGUCUAUAUUUAACAUAUUUCUUGCCGGGACAGACACCACCAGCUCCACCAUGCGAUGGGGGCUCCUGCUAUUCCUGAAGUACCCAGAUGUCCAAGAAAAAAUUCAGAACGAGAUUGACGAGGUGAUCGGGUCUGAACGCACACCCGCCAUGGAAGAUAGAGAAAAGAUGCCUUACACCAACGCAGCUAUCUGUGAGGUCCAGCGAUACUCCAACAUUAUCCCAUUAAAUCUCCCACACACAGUGACGAGAGACACAGACUUCAAGGGAUUUGUGAUUCCAAAGGGAAUGAUUGUCAUCCCUGUGCUUGCGUCUGUUUUGUACGACUGCAGUUGUUGGGAGAAUCCAAAAUCAUUCAACCCGGAUCGUUUUCUGGAUGAGGAAGGGCGGUUCAAGAAAAAUGAAGCUUUCAUACCAUUUUCAUCAGGGAACCGCAUGUGCAUUGGUGAGACAGUAGCUCAGAUGCAGCUGUUCCUGUUUCUCACAACCCUGCUGCAGAACUUCACCUUGAGAUCCCCAGUGGAACCACACACCAUUGAUAUCAGCCCACUGUCCAGUGGUUUCUCAACCCUACAUAGACCAUACCAGCUAUAUUGUGUUCCUCGCAAAUCAGCACGACAUAUGGCCAGCGAGUGAUAUAUUUUUGACAGAAGAAUGAAGCCACGUGAUCAGUAGGAGAUUAAAAUGGCACCUACAACAUUAUGAUACAAGAAACUAGCAUUUCAAAAUAAUUUGUUUUUAGGAUGGGGAUAGUUAGAGUCACCAGUUCCCUGAUUGCCCUAAUCAACUUGUGACAUUGGACUGGACCAGAUGGGAACACAACACAUUCACUUCUCUGAUGGACAAUGAACAAGUUGAUUCUACCACAAUCCAACAGCAAUACCUCUGAAAAUAACUUCCACUCUUUAAACAUAUCGAAACGUUAUCUUGAAUGAAGGAAAAAGUUAUGAAAAGUUGUCUGAAGGUUUUCAUGGUGAGGACAGUAAUACUACAGAAGAUAAAUUUUCUGUAUAUCACAUUGUCUUCUAUGAAUGAUGCAGUUGUUACCUUUAAAAGAUUUCCUGAGCUGGACUUGUAGACCUGAACAUUUCUGGCAGCAUACGCUACCCAUCACCUGAAGCAAUGAUGGAAAAGGUGAAAGAGGUUUAUCAUUGAAGUUCCAGGCACUGAGCCAUGGAGGUCAUUGCACCCAACUGCCUGUCUUCUGAGGUUACAUCCACACUCUCACACAGUCAUCUUUACAGGAGAAUGUGAAGAUGUCAGUGUUAAGAGUAGGGAUGGACAAGUUCAGAAGUCCAACAGGUAUAUUUGAAAUCAUAAGCUUUUGGAGUGUUGCCCCUUCGUCAGGCCUCACUUCACCUGACGAAGGAGCAGUACUCCAAAAGCUUGUGAUAUCAAAUAAACCUGUUGGAUUAUAACCUGGUGUUAUGUGACAGCUGACCUUAGAGGAGGAGUAUGGUGAGCAUCAGGAUACUUCAGGUGUCCUGCAAUAGGCAGGCAUCUCAUGGGAUGGAGUGCAUCAUCAUCACUAAAUGACAUUUUAAUUUAAACUGUGAUGUGAUUUUUGUUACAUUGGCUGUCUGCUCUAGCUAUCAGAGGAACACUGAUAUUGUAGGGCUGGAGGAGGCAAUAGAGAAAGGAAGGGAUGAGGUCACGAAGCAAUUUGAACAUGAGAAUGGGGAUGUGUCAAAUUGGCAGCAAGUGCAGAAAUAAGGCACCAGGAUAGGACACAAUAAUCUAGGGUUUAGAAAGGUUGGAAUAUGAAUUGGGGGAAGCAUGGUGGGCAAAAAGGCAUGGAUGAGGAUUUCAGCAAUUCAUAGGCUAGGUAGACCCAAACGUUUUGCAGUUGGAAGCUCAAUUCAAACAGAAAGCCGAGGUUGCAAUGACAACAGUUCACAAACCUGAGACACUUGCGAGGAAAGUGACAGGCUAGUAAUCAGCAAAUUGCAGUAUGUGACUAGUAAGUUUAAGUAAAAGUAGGAAUUUGGUUACCUCAGCUUCAUGGGAUAGGAUGCAAAUAGAUGCUGUAAAAAUUUUCCUAUGUUAGAAUUGGUUCACUACUCCUGGUAGACUUCCCCUUUCCUGAGAUCACGUCAUUGGGUCAAGCAAUUCAGUGUUUAUUUCUAAUAUCAAACCCAUCAACAAUAUCUCUAUAUUUGCAACCUGAAAUAAUUCCAUUGGCAUUAACAGAAUUGAUCUAAUUUCUUCAGCAGUUUCUCAUGCAGCUGGAUCUGUUUAGUGAGCAUUUUGCCACUUAUAAGGAAAUAUAUUUCAUCAAUUUUCUAAAAAUGAAACUUGUUCUUUGAUUAGAAGGCUGUAGUAAUAUUAUUUUGUAUCUUACCACUUCUUUGUAAUUAUAUUGCUCAUAAAUAAAUCCAAC
Molecule: messenger RNA, 3379 nt
Organism: Hemiscyllium ocellatum (epaulette shark)
Lineage: Eukaryota; Metazoa; Chordata; Chondrichthyes; Orectolobiformes; Hemiscylliidae
Product: cytochrome P450 2C42-like
Exons: 9
Coding region: 124-1635 (503 amino acids)
Biological process (GO): xenobiotic metabolic process
Cellular component (GO): intracellular membrane-bounded organelle; cytoplasm
Molecular function (GO): iron ion binding; heme binding; oxidoreductase activity, acting on paired donors, with incorporation or reduction of molecular oxygen, reduced flavin or flavoprotein as one donor, and incorporation of one atom of oxygen
Source: RefSeq, a predicted model, not a curated record